Silurus meridionalis is the source of this 3138-nucleotide messenger RNA. It is a transcript of the gene gig2p, whose product is annotated as grass carp reovirus (GCRV)-induced gene 2p. Gene Ontology annotation, cellular component: cytoplasm. Gene Ontology annotation, molecular function: NAD+ poly-ADP-ribosyltransferase activity. Lineage: Eukaryota; Metazoa; Chordata; Actinopteri; Siluriformes; Siluridae. The transcript has 2 exons. Bases 146 to 793 code for a protein of 215 amino acids. The record is from RefSeq and is a predicted model, not a curated record.
GUUUUCGCUUACAGGAACAGGGAAGGACACUUGAGCAAUGAAACGAAAACGAAAGUACUGACACCCCAAACACACACACACACACACACACACACACACAACCUGGAGAGGAGUCGGCAGGAGCACCAACAGCAGAAAAAAAGAAAUGUCGAUUGAUUUCUUCGGUUGGGAAGUGGAGUACGAUGAGGACCGCCAGCUCAGAGCAGAACAAGAGCCGAAAUCCGGCAGGUAUUACACCAUGUACCACGGCACCACAAUCCAAUCGGCUCGCAAUAUCAUCCAAAAUGGCUUUAAGCAAUCCUCGGGUGGGAUGUUGGGGCCUGGGGUUUACGUGAGCCGCAACCAGAAGAAGGCCGAACGCUACCCACUGAACUCCACUUAUGUAGACCGUGUGGUUCUGAAACUGAGGGUCGAUUGUGGAAAAGUCAAGAAAAUCGACAAGGACAAUCACCCUAUGCAGAAGACAUGGCACAGCAAUGGGUACGACACGGCAUGGGUACCACCCAAGUGCGGCAUGAAGGCCGUUCCCAGUGGCAUGGAGGAGGACUGCGUGUGGGACCCCAAGCGCAUCGAAGUGACCGAUGUCAUGCUGGCGCCCAAUGCAACCAUUUUAAAUGAACUCAAGCAAUUGGUUGAACGGAAAUCUCCACAAGCCGCUAGCACCAACCCGCAAGUGUGCCAGCUGUGCAAGUGGAAAAUAGUUCCAGCGCAUAGCGUCCAGACCUGCUGGGGCUGCGGGGAAACCGUCUGCACUUUAAUGACCAAACACAAGUGCAGGUACUGGCACAACUGAUAUAUUCGUUUGUUCAUUUAUUCAUCUGCAUCAUCCCACUCAGGGACUUUGUGGAUCAGCAGCACUGAUGCAUAUACACCAGUCCAUUAAGAACAAUUCCUCCUAUUAUUUGUGCCACUUUUCCAUGACCCCAAUGGAAUACAUGCCAUUGAUUUGCCAUUGUUACAAGGUGAAUAUUACUACCAAAUAAGGGAAGCAUACUCAUUGGUGACAUUUUGCCAAAGAAAAAGGUAUGGUCAGAAGAAGAGGGUGGUAGUAGGUGGGGGGUGUCACCUAUUUGUGAUUCAGCUAUCUUGCCUAUUAGCUUUAUAAUGCUCAAUGAUAAUCAAUCAUUCGUGAUUUUUCUCACUCGUUAUCCACUGCCUUGUAGCAAAAAUGUGCGAUUGACGACUUUUUUGCAAAUCGCUGUAUAUCUGUAUAUUUAAUCUUUUUAGUGAUGCGGCUUCAUUUCUUACUCAGAAAUUUGCUUGUAUGUAAACAACAUGGUCGCAUCAAAUCUUUCACCCUUUACUAUAUAUUUUGCGCCGGUGUUGGAAAGGUUUAGGCUUUCAGGUUACUUUCUGCCUACAUUCUAUUCUACAUCAAGGCCUCAUCAUCACACAUGCCUACUGUGAAGUUCACGAAAUCUUAACAUUCAUAAUUGAUUGGGAGAAAAUGGCUUCCGCUUUUAUUAAAUAUAAUAGCUUAGAUAUGUAUUUUGCUCUAUAUAUUUGGGGUAAACAGGGACGCUUCCCUUUAUAGUUAGCAAAAUAUCUUAACGAAUUCAUUUCAUUCGUUCGUUUCCUGCCACUGUGUGUAAAAGCGACUUUCUAAUGGUCACAAAUCUGGGGUCGUUUUCGUAAAUGUGUCACAUGACUUACAAAUUAUGCAGUCAGGGCUGAGUUUACAUGACUUUUUUUGUUUUAGCUCCGCCCACUCGAAAUCCCGAUUCCUUCGGAUCGCAGGACGAAGUUUGCAAGGUUUUGACCGUGAAUUGGAAAUGAAACCGAUUUCUACACACCACGAUGUAGCGCAUUAAAAAGUCGCGUCAUGAAUUGACGCUAACAAACAGCUCAAAUACUGACAUUUUUUUUCUAUGGUUUACACCGUAAUAGUAACUGCAUUACGUACGGCAAUAAAAAAAACACAGUCCUCAGCUGUCGAUGUUCGACUCUUAUGCGACUUUCGCUCCCAAUUCUUUCAUUAUCCUCUGUCGCAAUGCCCUACCUACCCCGAAUGUUUGCAUUUAUUUAUAACUGCAGUAUACAGUGGUGCUUGAAAGUUUGUGAACCCUGUCGAAUUUCCUAUAUUUCCUCAUAAACAUAAUACGUUUUCUAUAUAGGCGCCUUACAUGACAAUCAAGGACUUCUUAAAAAAAAGCUUGCCUGUCUGAAGAUGUGUUUUCAAAUGAGUUGCUGUUUCAAGGGGCAGCGUAGCUAAAAGCUCGAGAUCCCAUAGUUGCCAAACGCAUGCGUGGAAGAACUAGAUUGGAUGAGGAUGUUGAUCUAAGAGUUUGAGAAGGACAUCAUAAAGAUCACCACUUUGCUCAAUAAAACCUAAGUAAAUCAAGAGAGACCAAUUUAACAAAUAUAACAAACUUAUACUUGGUGAUUAAGAAAUAAACGACCCAAUAUUUCAUAUCUGUAAGAUCUCUAGGUUUAGCAGGUCAACUGAAGGUGAAAUUAUGUAGUCCACCAUAACAUUUGUGUUUCAUUUGUUUAAUCUGUGUCUACUUUAGGACUUUAGGUGGUGAACACUGUGAUGUGAUGAUGUUCUUGGUUAUAUUUAUGCAAAAAUUGGGACAAUUAUUUAUAGGGUUUAAAAACUUUUUGUAAAUAGGGAUCCUAAGUAGUCAGAUUUGGAUUAUGGACACGUUUGUAAAAUUUACGAUUCUGGCAGCGGAAUUGUGAUUCGUCUCAUUAUCUCGUUCUUGCAUUUACCUGCCUAUAAUAAUUUUUUUACAAGACACAAUACCGAACAAUAUUUCUACGUAUUACUCUUUAAGAGAGUCACAAAAAUAAAAAAAUUUUAAACUCAGGUUCAUUAGAAACUGCACGUACCUCUAUAAUACCUCUAUUGCACAUUAUUCUUGAAAAAAAGUUGAUAUCUAUGCAAUCUUGUUUGUUCUUAUAUAUUGUUUACACAAUAUGGCUGUAAGACUUGAACUGAAAGGAGGCAUAAUGGAAGUAUUAUAUUUUCCUACUCCAUCUGUCCAGUUUACUGCCAUCAAAUGCCUUCGCCAUGAAAUAGUGAUAAUUGAAUAAUCGGAUAUUGACAAUCUCGUAAUUUAGUUUUUGAAGCUCCUAUGUAUCGAUUGGGUUUUUCUAUUCGGGGGUGUUGUUGAAAUAAAAGAAAUGUUAAACCAA